UGUUGUGUUGUGUUGUGUUGUGUGGAGGUUGUGUGGAGGUUGGCGAAACUGGACAACGCCGUGGAGGGCAUCGUGGAGACUGACAGUCAAACCGCACCGUGGGAAGAAAUUUCAACAAGAUCCGAGGGGUGAAAAGGUUGACACCACCCUUCCACGCAAUUGCCAUCAUUCGUGGAUCCAAGCCGCCAAGAGAUUACGCGUCACCGAAGCCAUCUUGACAUCCCAUGAUGAUGGAUGGAAAUAUUCUGGCCGGAAUGCAAAUCAUAUUCAAUCCUUUGUUUUUGAUCACAGGAAGUCCUGCAGUUUUGGUUGAGUGGUUUGCAUCAAUCGUUGCAUUGCAUUCUCAUAAUUACCAUUCUACAGUAUUGUCGGCAUCCCGAGAAAUCCCAUCUUCUUUUCCUACUAGCUAGCUAGAUUAUAUAGACCAUGAUUUGCCGACCAGCUGCCGUUCGGGCCAUGGCCACCCGUGCAUCCACCAUGACCGUGGCCCGUCGUGCCGUGGUACAAGGAAUUCCCUCUCUUUCCACUCUGGCCACAACAACCGCAUCGUCCCCCGUCUUUACUAAUAGUACUAAUACUGCCGCCCAGCAACGAUUUCAGUCGACCGCCGCCGCCGUGGCCGAAGAACAAGCCACUACCGGAACAUCCAAAGCUCCCAAAACAUUUGUCCCGACCCCCGAACGCCAAUACGAAAACUUUACCAAUGUGGAAAUCACCGCGGAUGGCGUGGCCAUUAUCCGUUUUGACUGUGCCAAUCAAUCCGUCAAUACCAUUUCCUUUGCCGUUGCUGACGAAGCCAAAACACUCUGGGCCAAGGAAAUUGAACACAAUGACAAUGUCAAGGCCGUUGUGUUUGCGUCCGCGAAACCCGGGACGUUUAUUGCCGGAGCCGAUAUUAAAGACAUUAAAGCGUGUGAAAACAAACAAGAUUUGGUACCCAUUAUUGAAGAUGGAGUCAACAUGUUUCAAAAGAUUCGUGCCAAGAAAAUUCCAUUAGUCGUGGCCAUUGAUGGUGUCGCUCUCGGUGGUGGACUCGAAUGGUGUCUCUGGUGCGAUUAUCGCAUCUGUACCGAUUCGCCCAAAACCAAAAUGGGACUGCCCGAAGUCAAACUGGGAUUGUUGCCCGGAUUUGGUGGAACUCAAAAAUUGCCCCAGUUGGUCGGUGUUCAAGCGGCGCUGGAUAUGAUGCUCACGGGCAAGGAUAUUCGUCCGGCAAAAGCCAAGAAAAUGGGAUUGGUCGAUCUCGUCGUGGCACCGGCAUCGCUGGAACAGGUCGCCAUUGAUUCGGCACGACAAAUGGCCAAUGGUACACUCAAACCCAAACGCAAACAAAAGAGUACCAUGAACAAGAUGCUUGAAGACAAUCAGUACGGACGAAAAAUCAUUUGGAAUCAAGUGGAAAAAAUGGUCAACAAGCAAACCAAUGGAAAUUAUCCCGCUCCCUUUGCCAUUAUGCAAUCGGUCGAGUACGGAUUGCAAAAUCCCGGCGACAAGGGAUUGAAGAAUGAACGGGAGCAAUUUGCCAAAUUGGCCGCCACGUCGGAAUCGGCGGCAUUGAUUAAUAUCUUUGAAGGCAUGACGGCCAUGAAGAAACACAACUUUGGGGCCGAUGCGGCCGUGCCCGUCAAGAAUAUUGCCGUCAUGGGGGCUGGACUCAUGGGAGCUGGAAUUUCUCAAGUAUCGGUCGAAAAGGGCAAGUACAAUGUCAUGCUCAAGGAUCGGGAUGAUGCCGGUGUUGGACGUGGCAUGUCGUUGAUCACCGAUGCUUGGAAGAAGAAGCUCCAGAAAAAGAGAAUGACACAGUAUCAGGCCAACAUCAACACGUCUUCCAUCACACCUCUCACGGAUGACAAUCCCGUCUGGGAAAAGCACUUUUCGCAGGCGGACGUUGUCAUUGAAGCCGUUUUUGAAGAUUUGGAUUUGAAGAAACGUAUUGUCAAGGAAAUGGAACGGGUCACUCCCGAGCACUGCAUCUUUGCCUCCAACACUUCGGCCAUUCCCAUUACGAAAAUUGCUGAGGGUGCGGGACGACCGGAGAACAUUAUUGGAAUGCACUAUUUCUCACCCGUCCCCAUGAUGCCGCUCUUGGAGAUUAUCCCUCAUGAGGGAACCAGUGAUGCGGCCAAGGCGACGGCCUUUGAAGUUGGUACCAAGCAGGGCAAGACUUGCAUCGUGACCAAGGACGUGCCAGGAUUCUACGUCAAUCGUUGCUUGGGACCCUUUUUGGUGGAGGUUUCUGCCUUGGCCCGCGACGGUGUCUCCUUGGAAAUGUUGGACAAAUCCAUGACCAAAUUCGGCAUGCCCGUUGGACCCGUGACACUGGCAGAUGAAGUUGGUAUUGAUAUUGCCAGUCACGUCGCAACUUUCUUGUCUGAGGCCGACUUGGGCGUGCGCAUGACGGGAGGAGAUGUCUCGCUCUUGCAGGAAAUGGUCAACCGAGGAUGGUUGGGCAAAAAGUCCGGACAAGGAUUCUACACCUACCCCAAGGGCAAGGGCAAGAAGAAGUUCAUCAACGAUGAAGUCAAGCAAUACGCCAAAAUGUUUGUCGAAAACGACCUCAAGUUGGAAGAAAAGGAAGUCCAAGAUCGACUUGUUUCUCGAUUCAUCAAUGAGGCUGCCAAGUGUGUGGAGGAUGAAAUCAUUGAGAGCCCCGAAGUGGGUGACAUUGGUCUCAUCUUUGGAACCGGUUUCGCUCCAUUCCGUGGAGGACCUUUCACCUACCUCGACCAAGUGGGUGUCACUCAAUACGUGGACAUGAUGCAUGGUUUUGCCGACAAGUAUGGGCCACAAUUCGAGCCUUGCCAGUUGUUGAAGGACUAUGCCGCCACAGGCAAGAAGUUCCGCAACUAGCUAGAGGAGGGGCUCUGGUACAACAACUACUUGGUAGUUAAUUUGACAUUCUCUUUUGAAUAGAACUCAUCAUGCAUACAUGUAAUGCUAGCUAGUAGUUUGCUGUCAAAGUACUGGUACCUGGUAGUCUGAGAGGCUGGGACAUACUGUAUACCGGUAUCCUCAUGAGGGGUUGAU
Molecule: messenger RNA, 3027 nt
Organism: Seminavis robusta
Lineage: Eukaryota; Bacillariophyta; Bacillariophyceae; Naviculales; Naviculaceae
Source: the annotation of a GenBank genome assembly